AUGUUGGAGCUACGGUCAGCCUGGCCUUCCUUCUCUCAUGCCAAGGUGCGUGGAUGCUCUGAAUCUGUGCACACGUUCCCAGCCUGGUUCCCAGUUACCGAGUGUUUACAAUAUGGCUUUGAUCGUAUCCAUUCGCCAGAUUUAACGCUAGAACCGGCUCAUCUGAGGCCCUUCAUCUCCCACAUCAAGUCCAAGCUGAAGAAGGAGCAAAAGGAACGGGAAAAGAAGGAAAACCCUUCGACUCCUGCUCCAAAGCCGAAGGCCAAAGCAACUGCUUCUACACUGCAGGAGCAUGGGAGUGCCUUGCAAGAGGAGAUGGCGGGUCACCCAUUGAGUGGCCUCGUUCCAUCUUCCAUUCAUCGCUUUGAAGAAAACGGUCAAUUGGCAGAACUCGAGUAUUUGAGGGGCAGGGAUGUUCUUCGCUACUUGCUGCGAAACUAUCCGUGGACUCUUCUGGGUGGCUUGGACCCUGGAGAGGAUGCCCAAAACAUGCUAGAAACCUUUUGGGGGCUUUACAGAAAAGAGCAUCCCACCCACCAGAUUUUUCAAUUGGCCGAUGACAAUGACAGCACAGUCCGUUUGAGAUAUUGUGUGCCUUUGAUGAUCCACGGUGAUGGUGGCCGUACUUUGAAAAAGCAACCUCUUGAAGUAAUCAGUCUGCAUCCAGUUCUUGGAAUAGACACUGUGAAAAAAAAUGCCACUGAUUCUUUUCAGUGCACAUGUCAGACUAGAAAAACCUAUGGUGGUUUUGACACAGCCCACCCAUUGGCGCAGAAACUCAAUUCCAAGCACCUCACCUAUUUGACAUACUUCUUGCUGUGCGCGUUCCCCAGCAAGAAGUUCAAGAAACUUCCUGGGCUUUUGCUGUCUGUGCUUGGGGCUAUCUCCCACGAUUUGGGGACACUAUCAGUAGAUGGCAUAGCCCUUGACAAUGGUCAGGUCUAUCACUUUGCUAUUUUGGGUAUGAUCGGAGACCUGGAGUACCAUGCCAAAACAGGUGUGCUGAACCGUUCUUAUCAAAAUGUUGGGCACAAGAACUUUAUUCCUUGUUGCCACCUAUGUGCUGCUGGCGGUAUCAACCAUCCAUUUGAGGAUUUUCGCGAGGAUGCCUCCUGGAAGGGUACUCUGUUUCACUCUCCUCCGUGGAACAGCCCGCCGCCGUUUCAACAUGUGCUGUUUGAGGAUUGGUCGACAGGUUUGGCAGCUAGAUGGUUCAGGUUGGACCCCUUCCACUUGUUUCGGCUGGGUGUUGCACGAAACUUCAUAGCAUCUUCUGUGAUGCUGCUGGCCUUUGAAUGUUUUUUUGACUUUGUUGCUGGGGACUCCAAAUCAGUUGAUGCCAGGCUUGAGCGUGCAUGGGCACAGUUUUCUUUGUGGUGUGAUGCGCAUUCGGCCAGGCCGACAGGCAUUCGUGCAUUUACCCGUGAAAAGUUUCACGCAGCAAAGAAGACAACCUUUCCAUGGGUUGGCUGCAAAGGAUCUGAUUCAAUCGUUUUGUUGAGGUGGCUAAAAUGGUGCUCCGGCCUACAUCUUGUGAGCAAUCCAGACUCGCAGCUGCUUCACUAUAUCCACCGGGCAUGUGAGCAGGGCCUUUCUUUGCAGGGGAUUCAUCGUCAUGGGGUUUGGUUCACAAGUAGUUGCCGCAUCAAGCUGCAAAAGAACUGUCAACAAUUUAUUCAUUCAUACGCGUGGCUUGCGCAAUUGUGCCUUCAACGUCGGUUGCAGCUUUUUGCACAAGUGCCUAAAAUGCAUGGCAUGGCACAUAUUCAACACAGGCUCUCUGUGUGCGCUCUGGAUGAGUUUUGCUGGAACCCAGCAAAUGACGAUUGUAGCAUGGCAGAGGACUUUGUUGGAAGAAUCGCAAGACAGAGCCGACGGGUGGGACACAAACAUGUUGUUGCAAACACGGUUCAUGCUUACAAGGUGAAGGCAAAGAUUGCACUCAUGCGUUUUCAUCGGAAGCGGAAGCUCGACACUACCUGAAGCUAGAAAAAAAGUGCGUGGGAUAGGGAUCGAACCACGUCGGGCCGCUCACCAA
This is a messenger RNA of Durusdinium trenchii, 2038 nucleotides long. The record is from the annotation of a GenBank genome assembly. NCBI's taxonomy places the organism in Eukaryota, Dinophyceae, Suessiales, Symbiodiniaceae.